Schistocerca gregaria is the source of this 3333-nucleotide messenger RNA. RefSeq names its product tubulin alpha chain-like. The coding region runs from base 186 to 1496 and encodes 436 amino acids. Gene Ontology annotation, cellular component: cytoplasm; microtubule. Gene Ontology annotation, biological process: microtubule cytoskeleton organization; mitotic cell cycle. NCBI's taxonomy places the organism in Eukaryota, Metazoa, Arthropoda, Insecta, Orthoptera, Acrididae. Gene Ontology annotation, molecular function: GTP binding; structural constituent of cytoskeleton. The transcript is spliced from 8 exons. The record is from RefSeq and is a predicted model, not a curated record.
GUAAAUUGUGUUUGGUUAGCAAAAUUCCUUGUCUCCUUUUUCGUACUUUAUAUUUUUAUUUGUGCUACAUGGACAAAGAACAGGAGUAAAGAGAUGGCGGAACUACAUUCUGCCAAGGGAACACCCUAAACAGGCAAUUUGGGAAAGAAUGAACUGUUCCCCCUAACGAAAAACAAGUGGCUACAAUGCGGGCGGUGAUCUCGUUGCACGUGGGCCAGGCGGGCGUGCAGGUGAUGAACGCGGUGUGGGAGCUGUUCUGCCUGGAGCACGGCGUGCUGCCCAACGGCAGCCUCACGCGCUGCUGCUACGGCGUCGACGACUACAACGCGUUCUUCGGCGAGGGCCUCGGCGGCAAGUGCGUGCCCCGGCUCGUCGCCGUCGACCUCGAGCCCACCGUUAUCGACGAGGUGAGGAAGGGCUGCUACCGCGGGCUGUUCCACCCGGAGCAGCUGGUGACGGGCAAGGAGGACGCGUCCAACUGCUACGCGCGCGGCCACUACCGGCUGGGCCGCGAGCUGGUCGACCUGGUGAUGGAGCGCGUGCGGCGCGUCGCCGAGGCCUGCCCCUCGGUCGCCGGCUUCCUGCUCUUCCGCAGCUUUGGCGGCGGCACCGGCUCCGGAUUCGGAAACCUCAUGCUCGAGUACCUCUGCCGCGACUACGGCCGCCUGCCCAAGAUCGAGUUCGGCAUCUUCCCUGCGCCCAGGUUGUCGCCCACAAUAGUGGAACCGUACAACGCAGUUUUCACGAUGCACGGCUCGCUCGAGUUCGAGGACUGCAACUUCUUGCUGGACAACGAGGCGCUGUACGACAUCUGCGCGAGGUUUCUCGACGUGCCGCGGCCCACCUACACCAACGUCAACCGCUUGAUAGCACAGGUGGUUUCUUCCGUGACGACCUCGCUGCGGUUCCCGGGCGACAAAAACGUGGACCUGAUGGAGGUGCAGACGAACCUGGUGCCGUUCCCACGCGUCCACUUCCCUGUUCUGUCGUACGCGCCGCUGAUGCCCCCCGGCAGGGCGUCCUUCUCGUCCAUCUCCGCCGACCGCCUGCUCACGGCGUGCUUCGAGCCCGCCGCGCAGAUGGUCCGCUGCGACCCUCGCUACGGAAAAUACAUGUCCUGCUGCAUUCUGUACCGUGGCAGCGUUGCGCCCAACGAGAUCAGUCUGGCCGUGGCCAACAUCAAGGCUAUGCGGUCUGUGCGCUUCGUCAGUUGGUGCCCUACUGGUUUCAAAGUGGGGAUGAACAGCGAGCCUCCAGUGCCGGUGCCCUGCGGCGACCUGGCUCCAACGCCGAGCGCUGCCUGCAUGCUGGCCAACUCCACGGCCGUGAAGGAGGCGUGGAUACGCCUCGGGCGCAAGUUCGACCUCAUGUUCGCCAAGCGCGCCUUCGUGCACCACUACGUCGGAGAGGGCAUGGAGGAGGGAGAGUUCGGCGAAGCGCGCAGCAACCUUCGCGCCUUGGUACAGGACUACAAAGAGGUGGAGAGAGACACUUGAGCACUGAAUCGCCGCAGUUUUUGGUCCUUGGACGAUUGUAACACUGUCCUGCACUGCUUACUCUGAGUUUUAGUGCAACUCGCUUAAAAGGAAGCUCCAGUGCAAGAGUAACAUGGGUGUACCCAGUGACAUGGUUUGAAGAGUAAUUCUCAGAAGAAUACAUAUUAUAUUUUUAUUUCCAAAUUUUAAUUGUGCAAAUAAUGUUAAACAGUACUUCAUUAUCAUCGUGUCUCAAGCUUAAAAUUUCACUACAUUAUCUGAGGAUGCAUAAAGAAUAAAUAUCAGGUAUUUCAGAUUACAAACAAUUUAAAUUUAUUUCUGCGUCCAGUAUACAACUAUGUAUGCUUUGCAGUUAGCAGGUUCUUUCUUCCGAUUAGCUAUAGAUGCUGGCUCUAAACUUCAGAAGAGGACGUUUCAUUGUUGAUAAAGUGGCAUACGUUUUAGACAAUAACUCUAUGAUGUGAGUAUAGAGUGGUAGAGUGGAAUUUAUAAAAAAUAAAUUAGUUUUGAUUGUCUGUACAUUGAUACAAGCUACAAACAAAAAUACUGGGCGCUGGGAGCUGUCACAUAAAAAACGGAAUCUCCUAAUCUUAUACGGACUCUGUAAGUACGCGUACUAACAAGGGAACUUGAUGGAACGGCCCUCUUCGAUUUUCUUCAUGCUUGUCUUGAAAGGGGGAUGCCUGAUAUUGAAUUUCCUGAGCAGUAAAACAAUCACCUUUGCAGAUUAUUAGAUUUCCGAACACUGUUCAGUAUAAAUAAUUUCUAGCCUUUUUCACAUAUUCGCCGACAGUUCAGUGACUAAAGCAUAGUCAUAAUUAUAAACUUGCUAUUAGAAUGCACAAAAUUACUUUCAUUUAAAUUCUAUACAUGCUAAUAAAUGGAAAUGUUAGUUAAGGAAACUGAAACAUGUUAAUAAUAAUAAUGUCUUUUCAACUUUAUAAUUGGUCGUAUGAAAAUAAAUAAAAGUCUGAUAUAGGAAUGCGAAAUGCAGUACUGUGGAAUGAAUAGAUCUAUAACGCUGUUCUGAAACUUUACGAUUAGAAGGCUUUUGCGUUAUACACUAUCCAGUCUGUAAGGUCCUAUUGUAACAUCCAACUCGUGCCUCCCGGUUGCAUAGCCCGCUAGGGGCUCUCAACUGCGAGUUCUCCUAAGGUAUGACCAGUUUGCAAUAUGUCUUGACAGAUGCUUACAGUUACGAUUCACCAUUGUUAUGGCAUGAUUAGUUGGUUUAUUCCAACAAUAAUAAAAUGCUGAAAAAGAUAUCAUUCAUUUUUCCGUUGUUCCAUCUAUCACAUUUAUAAAUCGAGAUACGGAGAAUAAUAAGUACUGGCAAGCUGUGCAAGUCUGUCAUACAGCUAACGUGAAAGUAGCAUCGGUUCUACCGAAGUGGCGAACUAGGUGGUUGUUAGUGUGUGAGAAAUUAGCGAAGACAAAAAUCUGGGCAAAUACUUUGCAAAUUCCACUAAAUGGGUGUACGUUUGCUUGCAUUGUUAGCGAUUUUUCCUCCUGAUCAGCAUAGUAUUGAAGAAUUGCUAUUUUGACCACGCAUGAACUAGCCAAGUGCGAUCUCAGUUGUCAGUUUUUCCACAUGGAGAUUAAAAAUGUUAUAUGUUACAAUUUUUUUAAUUGUUUAGCAUUCCUAAGAGUUUACUGUAGUUUAAAACUCUCAAUCCUUUCCUUUACUACAGAUGUUCAUUGGCGCUCGUUAGUUUAAUUAGUAAUUAUAUGAUUAUUGCUACUAUUUUUGCAGCGCAAGAGCAUUAGGUUUUACUAUGUCUUGUAUCCAAAUUUAAGGGAUGAAAUUCACUUCAGGGCGCUGACUAACUUUUUCCAC